AUGCCAGCCCCAACCCCAAGCUCCGAGGCCCUCAGCCUCUUGUGGAGGCUUCAGGGCCCAUUGGAGGAGAGUAUCUUUGUCGUGCAGAAUUGGGACACUCGUAAUCCGCCACGCGAACCCUACGCCACCAGGGAUUCCGCGGGCAACCUCACCUGGCACGCUAUCUCGCAGGCAUCGCUCGCUGAACCUAAGAUCAAGUCCAUAAGCAUACAUGUCGAUGUUUUGGAACGCUGGCAGCGGGAAUGGAUCGAGUGGCACGAGCGGCACGCUAGUCCCGAAGACGAUCACUGUAUCUUUGGCGAGCUGCCUGACGACGAGCUCUACAAGUCAGAGGGCGACGACGAAGAAGAUGAAGACGACGAUGACGAUAGCGAGGGAGAGCUCCUACGCUGCUGCGACACUGAACGGCCAAAACGAGCACUGCCCCUUGGCAUCAAGGCGUCUAAUAUGCGAUACAUCACGAUCCACGACUACAUCUCGACGCUGCACCCGUGGCUGAUGGGCUUACGAGAGGACAUCGCAAAGGCCGAUAAUUUAUUAGGUGAUAGGAAACCUGAGGAGUAUGAAAAUCUAGUGGUGGAUAUUAGCAACCCUCACUGUCUGACGGUUAUGGAUGACAAACGGUUUCUCGGGACUAGGUAUACAGGUGCUCCAGUUCCCAUAGACACGAGCCAAGAGUACAUGGACUGGUUCAACAAGGUGUUGGUCCGUGACAGACCUAAUUGGGGUACCCCGAUUUCAAGACCAUAA
This is a messenger RNA of Colletotrichum truncatum, 750 nucleotides long. RefSeq lists its product as uncharacterized. The record is from RefSeq and is a predicted model, not a curated record. Lineage: Eukaryota; Fungi; Ascomycota; Sordariomycetes; Glomerellales; Glomerellaceae.